ACUUACAAUCCUUUUUAUUUAAUAGGAUGAAUGCCUAAGUUUUUAGUUCAGUCAAAUAAGUUACUUCUUGUCUACCGCACAUAAUACAAAUAUAUUUAGCUGAAAAUGAAAUUUUCAUUUGCAGGUAAAAAGGUCCUUGUGACUGGGGCAGCUCAAGGUCUUGGUCGAGUAAUUGUGGAAAAAUUUGUGGAAAGUGGUGCCACGGUAUUUGCGCUCGAUGUCAACGCUGGACUCCUCAACGACCUGCAUAAAUUGCUGCCGACCAUCGUCCCAGUCCCCGUCGAUCUUGCCAACUGGGAGGAGGCUCGUCGAGCAGUGGAGGCUCUCGGCCCCUUCGACCAUUUGGUAAACAACGCUGGCAUUAUCUCGUUCGAACCCCUUUUGGAAUCAUCCGACAAAGCUAUCAACAAAAUUUUCGAUGUGAAUUUUAAAGCUGUUCUGAAUUUGUCCAUCACAUUUGCGAAAAGUGUAAUUCAAAACUCAACCACUGGCACAUCCAUUGUCAAUAUAUCAUCUUUGGCUGGCCAACGACCAUUUCCUGUGGCUGCGGUCUACUGUUGCAGUAAAGCUGCAGUGGAUAAUCUGACGAAAAGUCUUGCCAUCGAAUUUGCGACCCAUGGCAUUCGGGUCAAUGCAAUUGCUCCCGGAGCAAUGCCCACGGCUUUGAUGGCCAGUCUGCCUGAAGAAAUGCUAAAACACGUGACACCGAUAAUGGAUCGCCAAUUGGUGAAAGGGACAGCGGACUUGGAGGACGUUGCUUUCCAUGUUUUAUACCUGUCCAGCCCCUUUGCGAAAUUCAUUACUGGUAACAUUAGCACCAUAGAUGGUGGACUGCAAGUUGCAUAGACGAUUUCAGGAAGGGAUACAUGCACAUGUACACAUGUAAUUCAAAAUAAAUAAAUAAGGACAUUUCUAUAGUGUUUUGUCUGCAAUAAUUAU
Molecule: messenger RNA, 939 nt
Organism: Folsomia candida
Lineage: Eukaryota; Metazoa; Arthropoda; Collembola; Entomobryomorpha; Isotomidae
Product: D-erythrulose reductase
Exons: 4
Coding region: 106-846 (246 amino acids)
Biological process (GO): xylulose metabolic process; glucose metabolic process
Molecular function (GO): L-xylulose reductase (NADPH) activity; carbonyl reductase (NADPH) activity
Source: RefSeq, a predicted model, not a curated record